AUGCCCCCAGCGUUGGGGAGGGCUGGAAGGGGGUUCGGCCUGGCAUUUCUGGGGGGCCAGGGACCUCUUGUCCCCCUGAAGCCCCCCUCCCCGUCCCCAGGCUUGUUCCCCAGCCCCUCCCUCUCGGUGCUGCCCAGCCCCUCUGUGGUCUUGGGGGAGAAGGUGACCUUCCAGUGCUUCUCGGAGCUGGGGUUCGGCAUGUUCACGCUGACCAAGGAGGGGGGCGGCCCCCCGGAGACCAGGGCGGCCCAGGGGAACCAGGCGGACUUUGUCAUCUCGGAGGCGACCCUGGACCACCAGGGCACUUACCAGUGCUUCGGCCUUGACCCGCGCUAUCCCCAGGAAUGGUCCUCCCCCAGCAACGCCGUGGCGCUCAGCGUGGUCCAAGGGGGAGAGAUGGCAGCCUGGCCCUUACCCUGGCCCGCUCCCCAUUCAGAUGUCCCCAAGGACCACAAGCACUCCUCGGAAUUCUGGUUCGGCAAUCCCGGCCCCCAUUUCUUCCUCAACAAGCUGAGCUCCGAAGCCAGGCCGGGAGUCUCUCUCUGGGAUUCCAGCGGGCGCCGCCGCCUCGUCCACAUGGUCCUGGCCGGCCUGAUCCUCCUCGUUCUGGUGGCCCCCAUGGCCUAGACCUGGCCCCCUCGGGGAGCCCCCCACCGGCAGACAAAUAAAGAGC
Gracilinanus agilis (Agile Gracile Mouse Opossum) is the source of this 673-nucleotide messenger RNA. Its product is annotated as killer cell immunoglobulin-like receptor 2DL5A. The record is from RefSeq and is a predicted model, not a curated record. The transcript has 4 exons. NCBI's taxonomy places the organism in Eukaryota, Metazoa, Chordata, Mammalia, Didelphimorphia, Didelphidae. Bases 1 to 627 code for a protein of 208 amino acids.